AUGACGUCUCUUAUACCUAGGAUUAAGGCUGCUGAGAAACUCCUAGAGUUAGACAAAAAAGGUGAUGAUGAUAGUAGUACUACUAAUGGAUCUUCAGGUGCACAAGUGAAGCUGCCUAAGCUAGAACUGCCGAAAUUUAAAGAAGUGACAGAAUGGCAGUCCUUUUGGGACCAGUUCAGUUGUCAUGUAGACAAUUCAGAUAUACCAGUAAUAAGUAAGUUUAGUUAUUUAGCGUCAUUGCUGGAAGGAGAAGCCAAAUCAGUUAUCUCAGGUCUAUCUCACACAAGUGUAAAUUAUAAGAUUGCAUGUAAUCUACUGAAGGAGAGAUUUGGAAGGCCAGAGAGGAUGAUAUUUGCCCAUGUUCAAGCACUUUUAAAUGGCAAGGUUCCUGUUAAGGCAGGAGGCCCUAAGUAUGUUUACCUGCUGUGGAAUCUACAGGAUGAGUUGUUGACGCAUAUCAGAAGUUUAGAGGCUUUAGGUGUAUCUAGUAAGCAGUGUGAAGUUUUCCUGACGCCAAUUAUUUUUUCUCGUCUUCCGAGUGAAAUACGACUGGAGUGGGCUAGGAAAGGUGCUGGUCAUGAAAGUGAUUUGGAAUGGCUUCUGAAAUUCUUACAAGAAGAAAUUGAAACUAUUGAAAGGUCUGAGACAUUUAAAGAUGUUACUUCUAGGAAACCAGAAAAUCCUAGUGUAUCUGAAGAAAAAAGAAACUGGCACUCUAGGGCUCAAGGGAGAAGGUAA
Messenger RNA from Macrobrachium nipponense, 738 nucleotides. RefSeq lists its product as uncharacterized. The coding region runs from base 1 to 738 and encodes 245 amino acids. Lineage: Eukaryota; Metazoa; Arthropoda; Malacostraca; Decapoda; Palaemonidae. The transcript has a single exon. The record is from RefSeq and is a predicted model, not a curated record.